This is a messenger RNA of Purpureocillium takamizusanense, 1008 nucleotides long. RefSeq lists its product as uncharacterized. The record is from RefSeq and is a predicted model, not a curated record. Lineage: Eukaryota; Fungi; Ascomycota; Sordariomycetes; Hypocreales; Ophiocordycipitaceae. The coding region runs from base 1 to 1008 and encodes 335 amino acids. The transcript has 3 exons. Gene Ontology annotation, molecular function: hydrolase activity.
AUGGCGCUGACAAGGAGGACGAGGUUCGUGUGCGUCUCCGACACGCACAACUACGCGGUGAGCCUGCCAAAAGGCGACGUGCUCAUCCACGCCGGCGAUAUUACCAACAAGGGGAGCUACUCAGAGCUUUCCAAAGCGGUUCGGUGGCUCGAAGCAGCCGACUUUGAGGCCAAGAUUGUCGUUGCCGGCAACCACGACAUUACGCUCGACAGGGAGUUUUACUCGCAGCACGGUCGUUCAUUCCAUAAUCAGGAUCCGCAGUCUCCGGACUUGUGCCUCUCCCUCCUGACGUCCUCACCGUCCAUCACGUAUCUUUCACACAGCUCUGCGACCGUGAGGCUCGCGUCGCCGAGCGGCCCGCGCACCACGUUCAAGGUGUUUGGCUCGCCGCAUGCGCCGCGUCACGGCCUCUGGGCUUUUUACUACGACGCUGAGACGCCUGCUGCCGCGAAGACGCUAUGGGACGAGGUGCCGCUAGACGCGGAUGUGGUGGUCACGCACACGCCGCCGCGGGGCCACCGCGACGAGACACCAGCGGAGGGACGGACGGUGGGCGGCUGCGAGGCGUUGCGGAGGGCGCUUUGGCGCGUGCGCCCUCGGCUCGCCGUCUGUGGACACAUUCACGACGGCCGGGGCGCGGAGCGAGUGACGUGGGAUCUGGGCGGCGCGUUCGCGGAGAGACAGACGGUUCCGUGGAGGGAUCCCGCCGAGGGGAACAACAAGAUGAGCUUGGUGGACCUCACGGGGAGACGCGCGCCAGCCCUCGACAACGACGGGUCGCGUAUCGCCUCGGGCGAGGAGGGGCAGCGGGAAUCGGGUGUCAGCGUGGAGGAGGCUCUGGGUCGAUGGAGCCGGCGGGAGACAUGCAUCGUCAACGCAGCCAUCAUGAAGAGCAGGUACCCGCACGUCGGGGGCAAGGAGUUCUACAAGCCCAUCGUCGUGGAUGUGGCCUUGCCCGGGUGGGAAGAGGCCGACCGGUCAGCGGGCGCUACCGUCGUUUUGCCCUAA